Molecule: messenger RNA, 1398 nt
Organism: Fusarium venenatum
Lineage: Eukaryota; Fungi; Ascomycota; Sordariomycetes; Hypocreales; Nectriaceae
Source: RefSeq, a predicted model, not a curated record
AUGGUCUGCUACGACAUUGUCGGCAAAAGCAACGACAAGCCACUAUGGCGACCGUUGGCUCACAAAUUCUCUACUCUCGUCCUUAGAAGGCGAUCAAGUAAACGAGAUAGAGUCGAUGCCAACGAGAAAGCCCAAGAAACCCCAGCAAACUUCAAACCACUCGAAGUUCGAUCCAAUGUUCUCGAAGGUCUCCACGUCCCCAAUAGUUGGCUCGUCGAGUCACCCUCGGCCAACUCCCACGACAAGUUGACCCUCCCCGCAAUUAAUCUUUCAGAGUCACAAAAGUCCCCACGAUCGCGUGGGUUUGGCCUCUCCAAAGAUUCAUCACGACCAUUCUCCAUUGGAGAUAUCUCUGGAUUGUUAAAGACGGAAUCAGAUCGCGCGUCGGCGCUGGCAAGCUUGACAGCUGCCGACUCAGUACCUAAGGAAUCUAGCGUCCUAGAUCGUGGACGACCGGUCGAAGCUCGGCAUUUAAUACAUCAGCCUGUCCGAGGCACCAAGACCAACCGCAAGUCACUCCCAUUGGAGUUGAUGUUCACAGCUCCAGUAUACAACGAAGGCCAAACCUCGACUACCCCAAACGACGACUCUGCGACAAAGAUUGACGUCGCCUCUCCUUCGUCCUUCCACGAAUCGUCGCCUUGGGCUGCAGAACACAGGCGACGAUCCACAAUCCGAAUUGUCAGCCGAUCACCUACACGAGCCGAUGAAGCAAAGAUUGAUACGACUUCUACGACCACCACCGAUACUACAGACGAACUUGAACGUAGACCCAGCCAAUCGAUCCCGAGGAAGCCCGUCGCUCCAGCUCCCAGUCCCACAGCAUCAACAACAUCAACAACAUCAGCGCCAGCACCAGCACCAGCACUAGAGCCCACACGCACAUCAUCCAUAAGAAGUAACAACACCGAUGUCCCAUCAUAUUCCACGUCCGUUACGAGACUCAAAGCAAAACAACCAUCCAAGUUGAGCGAUCGUCUCUCAUGGAUCAAGAACCUGGAGGAGAAGAACGUCGACAGACCGAACAAGGAUCUGUCCCAGUUACCUAAGCGUGCUGGCACCGUCUCGGACAAGCUGGCCAUGUUCGAGAAGAAGAACAUGUCCGGUACCGCAAACAAGCAGCACUUGCUUGCACCAACGCGCACAUACUCUAGCAGCCACUCGAGCACAUACUCUAGCAGCUACAACUCAGCCCGUGGCCGAGAGAGCAUCUUUUCCACAGACAGCAACGCGAACGUGUCGUCAACGCGCACCUCAAUCGACACGACGCAUCGUACCUCGUCAGUGAUGAGUUACUACGAUGACACAUUUCGACAGAAGCUUGAGUCGCUAGUUGGACAGGAGCCUGCUGCUGCUGAGGAAGAGACCGAGGAGGCCAAGACUGAAGAAAAGAAAUAA